UUUUCCUGCUUUAGGUGCGUCAUCAGCUAGCGUGCGGGUUUGUGCAAAAGUAGUGAAUUUCGGCGUAAUCCUGCAUCCGAACCAGCGAAAAAUGACUUCCAAACAUAAAGAUAAAGACCGUGAUCGAGAUCGCGAUGGAGAAUCGAGCCAUUCGCACGGUAAAUCUCGUGACAAGGACCGUGAUCGCAGGAGAUCCCGAUCCCGCAGUAAGCAUCGGGAUAGAGAGAGGGACCGCGAGCGUGAUCGUGACCGGGAUAGGGACCGUGAGCGUGACCAUCAUCGGCGUCGCAGCAGGUCACGCGAUAGACGUCGCCGCAGCCGUUCGCGUAGCCGUGACCGCCGACGCUCCCGGGAGCGUGAUCGUGACCGAUAUGAUAGAGGAGGUAGCCGGGCCUCGGAACGUGAUUCCAAUCGUGCACGUGAAGAGAGUCGCGACAAGGAAAGCGCCUACGACUACAAGGGUCUGGAGUUUACCCAGAGUGUAAUCGAAUCGAUGAUGUCGACGGCAGCGAAUGCGAAGAACUUUGCCGAGCUGCUGACCAGCUACAGCCAGCAGCAGCAGAUCCAGCAACAGCAGCAGCAAAUACAAGCCCAGAAGGCUCUGCUGGAAGCGCACAACGAAAACAGCCAGUCGUCGGAUCUGGGCCGAGAUGGCCCCAGUGGAAGCGGCAACAAUAGUGGCAGCGAAGCUGAUGCUCGCCGUAGAAAAAAGAAAUCCCGCUGGGCUGGUGGUGAUCACGACAAAACCUUUAUCCCCGGAAUGCCGACUAUUUUACCGGCUGGGAUGAGCCAAGACCAACAGGAAGCAUAUUUAGUUCAACUGCAAAUCGAGGAAAUCAGCCGAAAGUUGCGCACCGGGGACCUGAUGAUACCGCAGAAUCCGGACGAAAGGUCUCCAUCCCCGGAGCCGAUCUACAGCAGCGAUGGCAAGAGGUUGAACACUCGGGAAUUCCGUACCCGGAAAAAGUUGGAAGAACAACGCCAUCAGCUAAUCCAGCGCAUGCAGUGUAUGAAUCCAGAGUUUAAACCACCGUCGGAUUACAAACCACCGGUGAUUCGUGUUAGCGAUAAGGUGCUCAUUCCGCAGGAAGAACAUCCGGAUAUUAAUUUCGUUGGUUUGUUGAUUGGUCCGAGAGGAAACACGCUGAAGGCAAUGGAAAAAGACACCGGUGCGAAGAUUAUAAUUCGAGGUAAAGGUUCAGUAAAGGAAGGUAAAGUUGGUCGUAAGGAUGGACAACCUCUGCCCGGCGAGGAUGAACCUCUUCAUGCAUUCAUCACGGCGAGCAAUCCGGAGUCGGUCAAAAAAGCUGUCGAUCGCAUUAAAGACGUCAUUCGACAGGGCAUUGAAGUCCCGGAAGGGCAUAAUGAUCUCCGAAGAAUGCAGUUACGGGAAUUGGCUCAGCUUAAUGGAACCCUGCGGGAGACAGACGGACCCCGUUGUACGAACUGUGGUUCUAAUGAGCACAAGAGUUGGCUAUGUCCAGAUAAGCCCAACAUUACUAACAACAUUGUCUGUUCAUCCUGCGGCGGAGCUGGUCAUAUUGCAAAGGAUUGCCGCAGUAAACGCCCAGGACAAGGUGGUCCACCAGCUAGCAAUAAUCAGACCAAGAUUGACGAAGAGUACAUGAGCUUGAUGGCGGAGCUUGGAGAAGGUCCUCCCCCGGAAACCACUCAUCAAAGUUCCGGUCCUUCCCGGUCGUAUGGGCUUUUCGAACCCCGACAGGCUCCACGUCCUCUGAUGCAGACACCGCAUCUUCCCCCGCAGCAUCCAGCGGCGCCGCCAGUACCGCCUCAACAUGCACAACAGUGGAACCAAGCUGCGAUGCCAGCCCUUCCUGCUCCGCCUCCGCCACCGCCAGGAAUUACACCUCUUAUGUCAUGGGGCCAGCAACCUCCCCCACCCGGAAGCCCCGAGCUAUUGCCACCAGGAACUGCUCCCCUACCGCGUUUCCCUUCAAGUUAUCCUCCACCCCCUCCAGGGAUAUCACAGCAGCCACUUGCUCCCGGUACCGGUCCGGUCGGCUCAUGGGGUGGAAGUAAUGGUUCGGCUCCACCUCCACUGAUGCCACCCGGUACAUGGUCUCCCGCCGGCAAUGGCGCUGGAUUCAUCCAACCGCCACCCAUGCCCCCAGGGAUGCCACCGGCUCACCUAUUGAGUGCACCGCCUCCUCCACCUCCACCGUCAUCCUGAACGGUGCCCGGAGAGGAGGACACAUUUUUACUGGCAAUGGAACACAUACCCUGACAAAUUGAAUGAUAACCAAACCUGAAAAUUUAGCGAUAGUUAUAGGCUUAGUUUUCUUUUGUUUGCUGCAACAGAAGUCCCCGAAUAAACAUGCUAGUUCCGGUCCGUUCCAGUGACGAAAA
This is a messenger RNA of Wyeomyia smithii (pitcher-plant mosquito), 2367 nucleotides long. RefSeq names its product splicing factor 1 (gene SF1). The coding region runs from base 92 to 2191 and encodes 699 amino acids. Gene Ontology annotation, molecular function: mRNA binding; zinc ion binding. Gene Ontology annotation, cellular component: nucleus. The transcript has 6 exons. NCBI's taxonomy places the organism in Eukaryota, Metazoa, Arthropoda, Insecta, Diptera, Culicidae. Gene Ontology annotation, biological process: regulation of mRNA splicing, via spliceosome. The record is from RefSeq and is a predicted model, not a curated record.